Molecule: messenger RNA, 1653 nt
Organism: Exaiptasia diaphana
Lineage: Eukaryota; Metazoa; Cnidaria; Anthozoa; Actiniaria; Aiptasiidae
Product: CD59 glycoprotein
Exons: 2
Coding region: 225-626 (133 amino acids)
Cellular component (GO): extracellular region
Molecular function (GO): phospholipase inhibitor activity
Source: RefSeq, a predicted model, not a curated record
GAGACCGACGAAUACUUAGUGAAUUAUUUAUAUAUCGUCACAACCGCAAUCUGUAUUUUUUAUUUAGAUAGAAAAGAAAACCAACGCUUUCCRCAUCAUCUUCUGUUUCUUCGCUAUUUCUCCUUCCGUUGCCGUUUUUUGGUAAAAUUCGAGUGAAUAAUGCAUAUGGCUUGAGGGUAACAACGGCGUUUUACGAGGGAAUAUCKUCUGUAGAGAGAUCUAAUAUGAGUACCGUACAUCGCUGUAUUCUUCUACUGGUAGUCGCUUCCAUAACACAAGGUAAAUCACCACUACAGUGCUACAUGUGUAAUAAUGAUGUUUCUUUCGAAGAAUGUACCUACUAUCAAUCAAAUGGGACCUGCAAGCCAAACGAGGACCGGUGCAUGAAGGCCAUGUGGGACAUUGGCAAGAUAGGAUCCAUAUCUACCGGGUACAUAAAAGGGUGUACUACUAAAGACCUUUGUAAAAAAGAAGCUCAUUCGAUGUGUAACAGYACCGAUGGCUAUGCCAUGUGCGAAGUGUACUGCUGUGAAGGAGACCUCUGUAAUAGUUCUGGAAAGCACUCGCCGUCUAUUUUUGUGGUUACGAUAUUGGUUCUAAUGUCUAUUGGAUUUCAAUUCAAAUAGUUGAGAAAAAAAAUCAGCAAUGCGGCAAUGAAAUCGAAAUAGAACAUUCAAUCAUCCGAGCGCCAGUUAUAACUAAAAUAUUCAAGAUAUUGACCCAAACUACAAGCACGAUGAAACUUUUUACCAAAAUUAGCAAAUACUCGAUGAUAUCGAACAAAAGAUCAAAAAUAAUGAGCUCAGUUAAACUGAUAACAGGGAAUAAUGAAUGCUUUACAAUUCACAUCAAGAUAGCUGUCAUACACUAUCCAACAAGGAGCACGAUCUUUUGUUCCAUAAUGCUACAUGGCGUUGCCGUUAAAGAGGCUUUAGAAACUUCUCAUUAAACCCUUAGAUCAUUUGACGUUCGACUUCGAUCAAGAAUUCUUUGGAUACGAGUGUGAAUACUUUGUGUAUCCUCUGUAAACAGGACAGUCCGGUUUCACCCAUUUUAUUGACCUAUUCGAUWUGAUACCGGCCAUGAAUGAUUACAAUGUUUCGUUAUUUGUAUAUUAUAUGUAAAUAGUUUAUAUUAUCAAUAUGUUUAUCUUUUGAUGACUGAUUGGUAUUAAUAAUCAAUUAUGGUAAUGAUGAUGAUGAUSAUCAUGCCCAUAAUGACACUAUGUCUUCUAGUAAUGCGGAUGAUGGUGGUAGUGAUGAUGAUGAUAUGUCAAGUGAUGAUAAUGAUGCCACUGCAGUUAAUUUGUACAUCCUGUCAAUCAACUUUUGAUUGAAUAUCAAUCAUAAUGAGAUAUUCUGAUUAUCUUUCGUUCUAUGGCAGUUUGUAAGAUACGUUGAAAUGUUGUUGUACUAGCAAGUAUACGCGCCAAGCAUACCAGCUAAGUGUACUUCAGUAAUACCGYAAUAAUGUGMUUUUCCCUUGUAACAAUAUUAACCAUAAAGAAAAACAGCUUUUAGCCAGUAAAACUGUCAAUUAUUAGCCAAUAUCUAUGUGCCAUUCCAGUGGCAAAAACAAAUUGCUGACAUCUGACAGGGAUCUAUGCAAUUUGACUGUAMUUCAGAAAAAAUAAAACAGCGAAAAACUGUUCAA